Molecule: messenger RNA, 2580 nt
Organism: Alternaria atra
Lineage: Eukaryota; Fungi; Ascomycota; Dothideomycetes; Pleosporales; Pleosporaceae
Exons: 3
Coding region: 1-2580 (859 amino acids)
Biological process (GO): ubiquinone biosynthetic process
Cellular component (GO): extrinsic component of mitochondrial inner membrane
Molecular function (GO): kinase activity
Source: RefSeq, a predicted model, not a curated record
AUGGCAGGUAGACGGCUCGUCGAUGCCGCCAAACUCUUCAAUGCCUCGAAAUCCGUCGCACAGAAGCACAUCGCGCUUCGAUCGAACCAGUGGGAUGCCUACAACAAAACCUCGUCAUUAGCCAAAGCCGUCAAGAAUCAGACCGAUCGCGUCACCCUCACAGCAGCCGCUGCCAUCGCCCUCUCACAACGCUUCAGCGAAGAAGCUCCCUCGUACGCGAAAGCCGCAGCGGAUCGAGCAACGAAUACACAAUGGCCACAACAGACCGACAUACCUAGAAGAGAGACGGUGGAGAAGGAAGCGUCAGCAAAGGACGUGAGGAACAGCGUAGAUCAAGAUCAUCACUAUGAUCGAUCCGGCCAGAAUAGCGCUCAGGCACCUCCGCCUACAGAGGAAUUGGAGGUUGAGCAGAAGAAGGCUCCUAGAUCGCCGCUACCAGACGGGAGCAUCCCAAGCCAAGGAUUGACCCUCGAACAAGAGGAGAAGGGACAGGAUACUUUCUCGGAGAGGCCGGCACAUGAGGCGCCGAAGGAACCUCUAGCUGAGGACCAGGAUGAAUCGGUCCGUCAUAAAGAGGAGGGCAUCAACCCGGUAGAGUCUACAGAGACUACGAUACCGCUACCCGGAAAUCCUAGAGGUGCUUCGACGCAAACCGCUGAAGCAAUUCCCGCACACGCCAAUGAUCCACAACAAUCUCCAAUCUCACCGCAGGCUGAGAAUCUUCAGAAAGGUCAUGACAGAGACGUCUUCUACACGCGAUCCGUCGAAUCGCAACCAACUGUCCCAUCACAACCUCAAUCACAGAUACCUCAGACUUCAGCAACGAGACAGCAAAGUGACGAACACGUAGAGGACAAGCAGAUAAACCAGGAUGUGUUCUAUAAUCCCCCCAAACCUGGGCAGGGUCAACUGGAGGAGGAUCUACCAGAGGGUAUCAACACAGACGUCUUCCAUUCGAGAAAGGUUGCGAGGAUGCUAGGAAGCGACCCUUUCUCGAGGAAGGAGUUUGCGGAGCGGAAGAGCAGUGGUAGACACCCGCUCGACGAUAGGCCCGCACCGAAGAGCAGUGGCAGGCAUCCCCUCGACGACAGACCUAUACCUCCAGUGCAGCAACAAAGCCAACCAUUGACGCAGUCAAAACCGAUACAGACAGCUCAGCCAACGACUACCUCCAAGGAGAUGGAAGACCUAGCAUCUCAAUUGGCUCAAGACGUGCAGUCAAACGCGACUGCGUCUGAGUUAUAUAAUAAAUCGAGAGUCCCUGCAUCGCGAUUUGGUCGCAUAUGGCAGUAUGCUGGUCUAGGCACAAGUAUGGCGCUCGGAGCUGUCGGUGAAGGUCUUCGACGAGCGACCGGCGGCGCUGCGUCAGCAACUGGGUCGCUGAUGCUCAGCCCUGGGAACAUGGAAAUACUGGUCGCAAAACUCUCGCGCAUGCGAGGUGCCGCUCUCAAGCUGGGGCAGAUGAUCAGUUUUCAGGACAUCAAGAUGCUGCCGCCUGAGAUUCACGAUGUAUUGCAGCGAGUGCAGGAUAGCGCAGACUAUAUGCCGGCCUCACAACGGAACAAAGUCUUGAGCAGCAACCUUGGGGAUAACUGGCGUGACCUUUUCGAAUCGAUCGACGAUGUGCCUAUCGCAGCAGCGUCGAUUGGGCAGGUACACAAAGCAGUGCUCAAGUCUAACGGCCAGGUAGUCGCUGUCAAGAUCCAAUACCCUGGCGUUGCCAACUCCAUCGACUCUGACCUCAGCAACCUCUCCCUCCUCCUGACAGCAUCUCGUCUUCUACCAAAGGGUCUGUACUUAGACAAGACCAUUGCCAACGCUCGAACAGAACUAGGUUGGGAAUGCGACUACACGCGCGAAGCCGAAUGCCAGACCCGUUUCCGCGAUCUCCUCCAAGACGACACAGACGUCUUCACUGUUCCCAAAGUCUUCCCCGAAGCCUGCGGGCCCACUGUUUUGACUGCAGAAUUCAUGCAUGGCGUCGGCGUCACCAAGCUCAAGACCCUAACCCAAGAGCAACGCGACUGGAUCGGCACCCAAAUUCUACGUCUCUGUCUCCGCGAGAUUGUAGAGUUUAAAUUCAUGCAAACAGAUCCCAACUGGACAAACUUCCUCUACAACGCUUCUGCCCAGAAAAUCGAAUUGCUGGAUUUCGGCGCUUCACGGGAUUACCCGGAUAAAUUCGUCGAGCCAUACAUCAAAGUCCUCAUCGCAGCCUCCAAAGGCGACCGCCCGUCUAUCCGCGACCUCUCCCUCGAACUCGGCUACCUAACCGGCAGCGAAAGCCCCGCCAUGCUCGACGCGCAUAUCCAGAGUGUCCUCACGCUUGCUGAGCCUUUCAGUGGCAGUGGACCUGAAAUAUACGAUUUCAGAGACCAAACGAUUACAGAUAGAGUGCGUGGUUUGAUUCCGGUCAUGGUCAAGGAGAGGCUUGCGCCGCCGCCUGAAGAGACGUAUUCAUUGCAUAGGAAACUUUCGGGUGCUUUCUUGCUUUGUGCGAGGUUGGGGUCGAGGGUUCCAUGUAAGGAGUUGUUUAGUAAGGCAGUGGAGACAUGGGAGGAGAAGGCUGUGUUGAGGUAG